AUGAACUCCCCUACGCAUUCAACUCACGAAUCGGAGCGCCUCUCGUGGAAAGAACUUCCAGACAUCCUAGAAAUUGCGCGAGAACGGGCCAGUAUUAUUUACCAUGACCGCCCGCUGUUGUGUCAAGCUUUGCAGGAGUCAUAUGGCAACGCUCUUCAGGCCUGUAAUGACGAGCUGGAAAGAAUCCUCCACCAACAGUUGGAGGCAGAGUGGUGGAUUACGGAUGAUUAUAACCAAAAUCGUGCUAUCUCUGCUGCUUGGCAAAUAACGGCUGAUGAGGCUGCACUUGAACCUGUUCCAGAUGUUUUGGACUCCUUACUUCUUCGCAGUCAGGUAGCACCCUAUCGCGCGGAUUACUCGCAUCCACCGCUCUCGCAAGGCCCACCUUCUCCCCCCAGCCCUGUAGAUACUGGCGCUACAAAUACGGCAAAUGCGCCACCAAACAAAGUAAAGAAGACGAAGAAAGGCGAGAAAGAACGUACCGGCGGUGAGGGUUACGACAAGCUUGCAGGAGCACCUUCUAUGUCACUUCCGUUCCCGGAUGGGAACAUUACUCUAGCUGAGAUAUGUGCUUUCUUACCACAAUCAAUCAAGUCUUGGGAUAUUAUUGACCGUUUGAUCUGGAACGGUGUCACGACGGUUACAUUGGUAACAAUGAUAAAUAAAUUUCGAGACAUGCCCCGUGGCAAUAUCGAGAAUAGCGCCAUAUACCGCAUGAUGAAGGGCCAAGCCGGCCAUCGGGCUCGACAAGAACCUCAAUAUAAAGGUUGGACUGUCGGUGCCCACCAAAAUAUUCCGAAACCACCUGGAUAUGACCCAGGGAGCAAUACCGCGCCAGAUGUGCUCUUCCGCGACCUCGCAAAUGGGGUUAAGAUCUGGCCAUCGGAAUUCGAUGCUCUAGACCUUACACGUUGUGUCCACUACUGUGUGGAUCAUCCAGAGGAGGACUGGUUUUACCCAUCUGAUUUUGGGAGACUGCUGGCCGGACUCCCUCAAUAUUCUGAAAAUGAGAGAGAUCCUCCCGGUCCCGCUGUGGUAUACUAUGAACAUACAGACGCAGCUAGUGUUGAGCGCCAUACUUCUUCAGCGGCUCUUAAGAAUGCCAAAGAUACUUAUAAACGAAAGCGCGAUAACCGUGGUCGACUUUUACGAAAGAGCAAUGCACUUUCCAAGGUGGACGAGGAAUCGUCAAAAUCAGAGCAUUCCUAUGACUCGGGGGAAGAUAAUGACGACCAAAAUUCAAAGGCCAAGUCGAAGUCUACGAAGAGCAAGCAGAUUUCUGGCAAAACGCUCAAUGAGGGAGAUCAACCAGCCAUCAAGCGCCGAAAGCCUUCAACUAAAGCACGAGUUAACCGUAAAAUGGCGGCUAAAGCUCCUAAGAAGCGUUCCCUUCCAAAGACUGGGCGUCCCCGUCACCAACGCGAGAUCAGAUUGGAGGAUCUUGAAUCCGAAUCCGAACCAGAAGCGGAGCCAGAAGUCGCUCGUUCUCCUAUGAAACGGAAGGCGGCAUCGCAAGAGCACAACUCGGAUAAUGACUCGGACAACUACCAGGGGCCGAAGCGUCAGAAGAAGGGUAAGGACGCAGUUGUUCGGAAGUCUCGCCGGACAAAGCGCUUUGGAGGUUCUUACGACGUCGACGCUGCUCUGCAGACGGAAGAGGAGUGA
Plenodomus lingam JN3 is the source of this 1665-nucleotide messenger RNA. The record is from RefSeq and is a predicted model, not a curated record. NCBI's taxonomy places the organism in Eukaryota, Fungi, Ascomycota, Dothideomycetes, Pleosporales, Leptosphaeriaceae.